Messenger RNA from Raphanus sativus (radish), 927 nucleotides. Its product is annotated as auxin-responsive protein SAUR72. The record is from RefSeq and is a predicted model, not a curated record. Gene Ontology annotation, biological process: response to auxin. The coding region runs from base 297 to 698 and encodes 133 amino acids. Lineage: Eukaryota; Viridiplantae; Streptophyta; Magnoliopsida; Brassicales; Brassicaceae. The transcript has a single exon.
UCCCUUAUUUUAAAAAUAAAAGAUGUUUUGUUUUAAUAAAUUGGGUGUAUUUAUAUAUUCUUUUUAAAAAGUCCUCGAAAUUAACGAGUCAAGUGUACCUGGCAAGUACUCUCCCCUCCCGUACCUACUUUACUCUAACCCAAAAUCCCAAAACUACCCUCGCCUCUAUAUAAAACCCGAAACCUUUCCCUCAAUUGCAACAAAAUCUUCUCAUUCAUUCCUUCAUUCUCAAUAAUAAGUCUCAUCACUCUACAAAACUUUCUCUCUCUCUAUCUCUCUCAAACCACAACACAAAGAUGAAGUAUCUGAUCCGCCGCCUCUCCCGCGUUGCCGACUCCGCUAACUACAACCUCCUCCGGUCAGAUUCCCAGCGACCAAGCCGCCGUACCGAGUCUUUCCUCCGGUCUUCGAUGGCUCGCCGCUCAAAGAAGCAAACGUCUUGCGUUCCGCAAGGACACGUUCCUGUCUACGUGGGAGACGAGAUGGAGAGGUUCGUCGUGAGCGCGGAGCUACUUAACCACCCGGUUUUCAUCGGUCUGUUGAACCGGUCUGCUCAGGAGUAUGGUUACGAGCAGAAAGGAGUUCUGCAGAUCCCUUGCCACGUUCUUGUCUUCGAGCGCGUCAUGGAGUCUCUUCGUCUUGGAUUAACCGUUCCGAGUGACCUUCAAGAUCUAAUCGGCGACGAGACGGUUUUUUAGACGAAUCUUUGGUAGUUAGCGAGUAACUCAUCUGCUUGUCUUUUUGUUCGGACACGAAGUAUUACAAAGUAAUAAUUCGUGUGUGUUGAUAAUGUACAGAGAUCGAUAUGUAUUUCUUUUUUCUUUUUGAAGAUUUGUUUGUUGCAAUUUUCCUAAUUUUUUCGCCGGUUUAAUAACCGGUUUGACAUUCUUGUGAAGAUAUAUAUGGAAAUUGGUUCGGUUACUCUUA